AUGGCCUCGCCGCGGCCCGGAGCGGGGGGAGCCGCAGGACGAGCCCCCGCCCCCGCCGCCGCCGCGCCCGCGGAGGGAGCGGCGCUCUGGCGGGCAGCCGGGCGGGGGGGCCUCCCCGAGGAGCCCCUGGGCGGGGGGGCGCAGCGCUUCCGCCGGCUCCGCUACCGGGAGUGCCAGGGGCCGCGGGGCGUCUGCAGCCGCCUGCAGCAGCUGUGCCGGGAGUGGCUGAAGCCCGAGCGGCGCAGCAAGGCCCAGGUGGUGGACCUGGUGAUCCUGGAGCAGUUCCUGGCCGUGCUGCCGGCGGAGAUGGCGAGCUGGGUGCGGGAGUGCGGCGCGGAGAGCUGUUCGCAGGCGGUGGCCCUGGCCGAGGGCUUCCUGCUGAGCCAGGCGGAGGCGGAGCGAGGGCAGCGGAUGCAGGAGCCGCUGAGGAAGGAGGUUGUGGUGCCUCCUGAAGGCAGGGAAGCUCUCCCUGGUCCCUCUUUGGAGCAGCUGUGGGGAGGAGGAUCUGAGGAGGAUCCAGCUGGGGUCCCGCUGCCACGUAAGUGA
Molecule: messenger RNA, 546 nt
Organism: Candoia aspera
Lineage: Eukaryota; Metazoa; Chordata; Lepidosauria; Squamata; Candoiidae
Product: zinc finger protein 263-like
Exons: 2
Coding region: 1-546 (181 amino acids)
Source: RefSeq, a predicted model, not a curated record